This is a messenger RNA of Rhinolophus ferrumequinum (greater horseshoe bat), 1905 nucleotides long. It is a transcript of the gene TBCB, whose product is annotated as tubulin folding cofactor B. Gene Ontology annotation, biological process: tubulin complex assembly; cytoplasmic microtubule organization; post-chaperonin tubulin folding pathway. The transcript is spliced from 6 exons. NCBI's taxonomy places the organism in Eukaryota, Metazoa, Chordata, Mammalia, Chiroptera, Rhinolophidae. Gene Ontology annotation, cellular component: microtubule plus-end; nucleus; cytoplasm. Gene Ontology annotation, molecular function: alpha-tubulin binding; microtubule plus-end binding. Bases 152 to 886 code for a protein of 244 amino acids. The record is from RefSeq and is a predicted model, not a curated record.
GCGGCGAUUGGAGAAUCAUCCUUGCGGGAGAGCGUGGAUUGGCCAGGUCGAGAGCAGGGGGUGGGACUGAUAUCCCAGAAGCGGCGGCGGCGGCUGCGGAGCCGGUGUGAGGAGGCAGACCGGGCUGCGCACCCCAACAGGGCGCGGCGACAUGGAGGUGACGGGCCUAUCGGCGCCCACAGUGACCGUUUUCAUCAGCAGCUCUCUCAACAGCUUUCGCUCCGAGAAGCGAUACAGUCGCAGCCUCACGAUAGCUGAGUUCAAGUGUAAACUGGAGCUGGUGGUGGGCAGCCCUGCUUCUUGCAUGGAACUGGAGCUGUAUGGAGCUGACGACAAGUUCUACAGCAAGCUGGAUCAAGAAGAUGCACUGCUGGGCUCGUACCCGGUGGAUGAUGGCUGCCGCAUUCACGUCAUUGACCACAGUGGUGCCCGCCUUGGGGAGUAUGAGGAUGUGUCCCAGGUGGAGAAAUACAAGAUCUCACAAGAAGCCUAUGACCAGAGGCAAGACUCAGUCCGCUCCUUCCUGAAGCGCAGCAAGCUAGGCCGAUACAAUGAAGAGGAGCGGGCACAGCAAGAGGCUGAGACCUCCCAGCGUCUGACAGAGGAGAAGGCCCAGGCCAGUGCCAUCCCCAUGGGCAGCCGCUGUGAGGUGCGGGCACCCGGGCAGCUUCCUCGCCGGGGCACCGUCAUGUAUGUAGGACUCACAGAUUUCAAGCCUGGCUACUGGAUUGGCAUCCGCUAUGAUGAGCCACUAGGGAAACACGAUGGCAGUGUGAAUGGGAAACGCUACUUUGAAUGCCAGGCCAAGUACGGUGCCUUUGUCAAGCCAUCACUUGUGACAGUGGGGGACUUCCCGGAGGACGACUACGGGUUGGAUGAGAUGUGACGCCCAAUGUGAUGCCCAAGGAAGGACAUCCUGCCCCAGCUAACUUGCCCACUUAUUGCCCCUCCCUGUGUGUGCCCAUGGCCUUCUUCCUCUGACCCCUUUUUUGUUUUAAUUACUUUGUCCUUGUCAUUGACUUUUGAGACUUGUGUAUUAAAUUUGCCCGAACUAGAAAGCGUUAGGAGGACUUGAUGAUUACAGGAGGGGCUGGGGGAAGCUGGGUAGGUGAGGCUGAAAUAGGGGGUUGGGCAAAGUAGAGGUUGGGCAGGAUGAGGCUUUAUCCCUUAGCUCAUAGCUGGAGGCCCAUGAGACUCUUCUUUGUGCUUUAUUAGUUACUAUAAUAUUCUGCUGCUAUGACAAAUAGGCCCAAAAUAACAGUGGCUUUCACAAGAUGGAAGUUUAUUUCUUCUCAUGUCAAGUCUCAUGUAAUCAGCAAGAGCUGCCGGUAAUACGGUGACCUCUCCAUGUCAAAGGCCAGUCUCAAUCUCCAUAUAUCUUGUUGCUCUCCAUCUCCUCCUGAUUCCCACCUCAUGUGCUCCAGGCACCAGAGGAGGGAAUUGCCCUCAUCUUUAAGGAAUGUAUAUGUACAACUCAAAACUUGUUCCUAUUUCAUUAGCCAGAAUUUUGUCUCAUGGUCACUUAAAAAUUGCAAAGGAGGCUGGAAAAUACUGUUUUUAUUCUGGGAAGACAUGUUCCAAGCCAAAUAUCAGAUGUUCCUGUACUACAGAAGCUGGGGAGAAGGGAUAUUGGGGGUUAACAAGUACUUCUACCACAGUCCCUGUGGGUGGGGGACCUUAUCUAUUCAUUUAAUACAGUUGACCCUUGAACAACAUGAGUUUGACCUGUAAGGGUCCACUUAUACAUGGAUUUUUUUCAAUAAAUAAUGUAAAUGUAUUUUCCUUAUUUUUUUAAAACAUUUUCGCUAGUUUACUUUGCUGUAAGAAUAGUAUAUAAUACAUAUAACAUAAAAAAUAUGCGUUAAUCGACUAUGUUAUCAAUAAGGCUUCCAGUCGACAGUAGGC